Eufriesea mexicana is the source of this 330-nucleotide messenger RNA. Its product is annotated as shematrin-like protein 1. The record is from RefSeq and is a predicted model, not a curated record. Lineage: Eukaryota; Metazoa; Arthropoda; Insecta; Hymenoptera; Apidae. The coding region runs from base 97 to 312 and encodes 71 amino acids. The transcript is spliced from 3 exons.
ACCAACGUCAGACGGACAGUGGCACACUACUGACAGAUCGGAAAAAAUUAGUGCAAUACCUAGAGGAGUUAACUGGCUAGUGUCAGCUGACGGAGAAUGGCUUACUCGAAACUUUUUACCAUCCUUCUGCUGGUUGUCAUCAUUGGCAUCGUCGCCGCGAAACCAGGAUACCUCGGUGGAUACGGAUACGGUGGCUAUUAUCCUUACAUCUACAGAUAUCCCGCUUACGGGUACGGACAUGGUUUUGGACAUUAUGGCUACCCGCAUUACGGUUUUGGUCACGGAUAUGGUCACUAUGGUGGUUAUUACUAAAAGAAAUGACGACCAUUU